This is a messenger RNA of Cavenderia fasciculata, 1050 nucleotides long. RefSeq lists its product as uncharacterized. Bases 1 to 1050 code for a protein of 349 amino acids. The record is from RefSeq and is a predicted model, not a curated record. The transcript has 3 exons. NCBI's taxonomy places the organism in Eukaryota, Evosea, Eumycetozoa, Acytosteliales, Cavenderiaceae.
AUGUAUAUGUACUUACCAAUAGAUAUACUCAAAGAAGAGUAUGAAGGAGAGAACCAUCAAUCGAUUGAAACACAAAGACUGCGUUUUGCUCAAACCAUCGGUGUCCAAUUAGAUGAACAAGCAGAGGAAAAGGAAAAGGAUAACUAUAACAAAGGAGGUAGAAGAAGAAGUCGUUCUCCACGUGGUAGAUCUGAUGAAGAGGACGAGGAAACAGAGGAUGAAGGCAGAUCAAUUGAAUUUUCACCAUCGUCACAUGGAAAGAAUACCAGAAUCGUCAACAAGAAACUAAACAUCUUUCACAAUCAAAAGGGUUGGACUGGUAUCUAUGCAUUCUCAAAGAACCAAUCCCCUGAAGUAUCUAUAACAGUGGAACAAUUACCAAUGGGUACUGCACUCUGUCUAUAUGCAACCACGGGAUAUAUCCUUCCCUAUGCUAUUAUUAGACACUCUAUCAUUGUCAAGGACAAUAUUGCCAGUGUCACAGAACUAGAAAUUCAUAAUGCAACGAUUACAUCAUAUUCAACUGGAGGAAGUGGAGGAGAAGAUUAUUUUACGGAAAAUAUUUCAAUUGAAGGUUGUGGUUUGUACAUUGAACGAAAUGUUUGUAUUGAUUUACAAACUGGAGAAUUUACUCAAAACAAUGAAACUAGAUAUCAUUGGUUGACUGGUGAAUCGGGUAGAACCGGUGAGAAACCAAAGAGCUUGGUAGAUCUCGCCAAGUUGAGUAUCAUUGAACAAGGUGACCCCGAAAAGAUCGCACUUGCCAAGCAGGUCGGUAUCAUUACCGAAGAAGACUUGCAAAAAAGAGGUAGCUACGAUUUCUAUGUACUCACACACGAAAAUCCAAGUACCUUGAAACACGUCAAUGUCGUCGGUCAACCAACUCUGGCCAAUAUCCUCGAUCAUCUAUCCAAUGCACUCAAACAAAAGAUUGUAACCAUCUAUAGUGUCAACACUAGAAGCGAUAUAACUGAAUUGGAUCUAAGAUUAGGUGAAAUACCAUCAACUAUCAUUGCUCAAAAUGAUAAAGGUGAAUGUUAUGGAUUUUAA